AUGCCGCCCGAACUCCAUCAAGCCAUUCAAACUCCCCUCAACUCUUCCAAUCGCAAGGACACACGAAUUGGUUUAGAACAAUUUGUCGUUGACGCGGAGAGAGAAAUCAUCCGGCUGAGACAGACGAUCUUCGCAGCAAAAACUUCUAUCAACGAGUGCACCUCCAUAUGGACUCUGCCGCCAGAGCUUAUAACAGAGAUCUUCAUUCUUGCAUGUCACCCCGAGUACGAUGCUACCAGGGAGGGGUUAGGCGAGCAGGAAAUGUGGCCUCUGCGCCUUGGUGCAGUUUGCAAGGCGUGGCGCGAUCUUGCCUGGUCUUCGAGCCAACUCUGGUCUUCUAUAGUUUUUGUAAGCCGAAGAGACACUUUGACAUUCGAUCUUCAAGAUAUCCUGGGUUCGUGGAUUUCACGGUGUAAAAGCCGCCCUCUCUCAAUCCACAUCGACGCACCAAAUCUGGACAUAUGUUGCGGUCACGUAUUCUACACGUCUACCUUCAUCGGCACAGCGUCAAGAUGGAAAAACGUCUCACUACGCCUCCCCCAAGGAUUCCUCUGUUAUUUCGUAAAUUUGGUCAGCUGUUUUCCCAUCCUGGAGCAACUUUCUCUCAUAACACCUGAUCUUGUCUCCGGGCGCGAAUGGAACUUCGGAGAAAGCCUCAAUAUACUCCGAUCUUCGACUAUGCCGCAAAUCAAGCGUCUCUACCUGCCACAAUAUGUAAAAUCCUUUGAUAUAUGGCCCUCCGCCUUACGAUCGCUUACGACGUUGUCUAUGGAUUACAUCUACGAUGAUCAGGCCUAUCACAUCCUCAAUUUUACUUCAAACUCCCUGCAAGAAUUUGUUGCACAGCAUCUCAUGGCUGACAAUAUGGACAGGAGAGAAAAUCGCCCUUUGAUUCUGCCUAUCCUGCGACGCCUGGUGUUGAAGCGUGCACUCGAUUACAAUUUCGCAGGUCUGAACAAGCUGCUAUUAAAAAUCAUUACCCCCUCAAUCAAAGAACUGACUAUUGAAUUAUGCAACGAUCAUACAUUGAUUCCAUCCCUGCCCGACUUCAUGUCGGACUUUUCAAGGAGCCUCCAGCGACUACACAUUACUUGUCUUGGAUUGAACUCGCUGGCAGACUGCAGAUGGUUGAUCAGUUGCAUUUUGAAAGUUGACUCACUCUUGGAAUUACAUUUCACAGGUGACGAGCAGAGCCGCGAAGCGCUUGUGGACUGCUUAGGCCCCGCUGCACCGAAAGAAUCAAGUGGCGAUCAUCUGCCUCUGCUCGAAACGUUUACAAUUACCGUCGAUAUGGGCGUUCUGCCCAUUGAAGGUCUUCAGAAAAUGUUGGUCUACAGAUUUUCCGGAGUUUCUACCACUUGCGUAAGGCUAAAAACGGUUCGCAUUGAAACUUGCGGAUGCUUCUGGGAGGAUAUAAACGUCCUCCGAACGGCACUAGCUGAUAGCAAAUCGGAGAUUACAUUUGCCACCCUCAAGGAUCAGUAUUGUGAUUGCGCUUCUUCGGAUGACAAGCCUGAAUAG
Laccaria bicolor S238N-H82 is the source of this 1521-nucleotide messenger RNA. RefSeq lists its product as uncharacterized. The record is from RefSeq and is a predicted model, not a curated record. Bases 1 to 1521 code for a protein of 506 amino acids. The transcript is spliced from 2 exons. Lineage: Eukaryota; Fungi; Basidiomycota; Agaricomycetes; Agaricales; Hydnangiaceae.